This is a messenger RNA of Notodromas monacha, 2922 nucleotides long. The record is from the annotation of a GenBank genome assembly. Lineage: Eukaryota; Metazoa; Arthropoda; Ostracoda; Podocopida; Cyprididae.
AUGAGCACUUACUGCAGUCGAAUCUCGCGGGGCAACACUUUCCGUUUUCAUAGACGGAAUAAAAAGAUUCACCCGUCAGUGGUUCUGAGCCGCCGCAAGACAUCUGGCAGUCGUACGAAUAAAAAGAUUCACCCGUCAGUGGUUCUGAGCCGCCGCAAGACAUCUGGCAGUCGUACGAAGGAUUUUCUUGAAGCGCAAUGUUCCGAGCCCCGGAAGACACUGAACGCCGUGUGUCCCGCGCACACCUUCACGCAUCUGCACCAGAAGUUCAACGAACCGCAUAUCCAUCAUAAUUCCAAACGGUACACCAGGGAAUAUCCUGGGCAUGCAGACCACACAAAGGAAGACCGGAUGCACACACUUAGCGUCGCAGAAGUGCUCUACAACAAGUCUAAAACUCCCCCCCCCAUUUUGUGGAGUUUGACGCAGUUUGAAAAAUGCCCAUCAAGAAAGAACCAUUCAGAGGGGAGUAAUGCCCGCUGGAAUGUUUUCGUUUUCCCGGAAAGGGUACCCAAAGCAGUCCCCAAGCCAAAAGUCCAGCAAAGUCCUAAACAGGUGGUUCCUGGAGUUGGAGAAGUCAUGGGGUUCAUCAGGGUAGAACUGCUGGCGAAACAGGAUACCAUCUGUCUGCAGACUUGCCACCAGAGCCAUAGUGUUUUCUAUGUGCACAUUGCUGUCACCAGACCCAUGGACCAGCAACAAGGUCUUGUUUCUGAACAGGUCUCAACAGCCAUGGAUCAUGGGUCUACUUUGAAAUUCUGUUUGGCUGGGCAAGUUCUCAAGGAACAAGUUCUUGAGACUUCAAGGAUCCAUCAUUACUUCAUGCGCACUAUUGUCAAAGAGCUGUCCUUGUACUUGCAUGAGAAGAAGCUGUCUGGUGGUGUGGAUGUGGAGUUGGAGAGAGUAAUGCGCAGGUCCAAAAACGACGAAAACACACACUUGACCCGAUUGUAUGAAUCAUCCCGGAAGCAAAUGGUGCGUAUGUUGCAAAUGGAGUCUCAAAAGUUCUGCAAAUUCCUGGCCCAUGCCUUGAUCCGCAUCACCAUGGCCAAGACGGGUUCCGGACCCGAUGUCCGGGCCUCAAUCCUGGGUGCAGAAAAGAACCUUAGCCCCGCAGACGUGGACCUGCUGUCUAUUCAGCAAGAUUCAUCUGCAGCUGUAGCAGUCCUGGUUGACUCGGAUUACGGCCACAACACAGCCACAAGCCCCGUCGAUGACUCGGAUUUCCUCCAUAGAAAGCUUUCUUCAGAGGGAAGGAGAAGGAGACGCUACAAGUCUGGUCUGGGAUCAGACUCAAAUUUGCAAGUCAGCUACACCACCAACCGUCACCCCCCUAGAUCAGAUGCUGGCUCAGACCAAGAACAUGUAUCCCAGACUUUCAAAACAACAGACUACUCUGUUGCACAAAUCAAGUCCAUUAUGCAGGGGUUGACUGUACCCUCAACAUCAGGUAUUGCAGAGGUUUUCAACCUGUGCUUUGCAGAGCCCUUUUGGUUCCACCUGAAGUUCCCAGAUAACCCCGAAAUCGAUAUCCCCAAGGAAGAUAUUGUCAUGACGACUACUUCCGUGCCUGAGGGCAAGAUGCGGGCCACUGCCCUGCGACUAGUCAACGCAUUGCGGAGCGAGUCGGACUUGCUGACCGGCGAUAACGCUGUGUACAGGCGACGCACGGCCAAGGUUGCCAACUGGAUCUCGUCCAUCGGUGAGGGAAAGAAACACCGACGGGUAGAGGACACUGCGCAACUGCCAGCCACUGUGCGGUCCAUGCGACUCUUGAAAAUGGCCAGCAAGUUCAAGGACCCUGCUGAUGAUGUCGACUCUGAAGACUCUCGAAAGAGAAUGUCUGAAAUGCGGCAAGUGACCUAUAGACACAACAAGGAGUUGGAGCGUAAACAAGCCCUGGAAGAGGCGAAAGAAACUGCGUCCAAGUAUCACCACGCGUCAGACCGGUGGCGCCAUCGCAGCAAGCCGCGCAAAACUCGCCCACGUCGACCCCCGCGGGGUUCCCAGCAGCAGGGAUUCAAAGCCCCCGAUGACGUGGAACCCAGCACCGACGACAUCCUCAACUCGUUCACCCCGAGUGGCAACAAGUCAUCCCUGGAUUUCCUCGUGGUGCCCGCUGAAAAGGUGUUGAAUCCGAAAACUGGCCGGGUUCGAGGCAGAAAUAAAGACGCUGAUGACGACAACGACGACGACGCAGGGUCGACACUGGGCAAACAUUAUCUCGAUGACGUGCCCGCGGGGGCUUUGAAGAGGGUUCUGCACCAGGUCCUGCCCCCGGGGGCUGCGUCCAGCAAAACCAGCACCAGUGCCUCAUCUGUGAGCAGUUCCACCAGCAGCAAUGCCUGGUCCAAGACUGUGGACAAGGAUCAUGGCCGAUUGGCAACCUUGAAGCCCAUUCCGAUGCAAAGGGCUCCUUUUUGUGGCAAAAAAUGCAGGGUCCUGUUUCUCAAAGAUGUUGAAAGGUAUCAGGACUGUCUCCAACGCUGUCUCCUAGGGAACACAAGAUACAUGAAAACAAUGAUGUUGAACAUUCUCCAAGAGAUACAAGAAGCCAAUAAAGUUACAGUCUGGAACCCCAGCAAGCAGCAGCCAGCUGAUCCCCUUCAGGGGCCAACAGCAGACAUGAAACCAAGACCCAGUACAGUUUCCAUCAAAUCACUGACCAAGAAGUCUUCCAGAUCCUCCAGCAGAAAGAGAUACAGAAGCCCAAAGAGGAAUAGGGUCAGACAUGUGAGUGGUCAGGAUACAACUGAGAAAGAUGGCCAAGAAAUAUCUGCUGAAGAAGCAUCCCAAGAUCAUCCUCAACCAGAAGGCACCAAGUGUGGUGAUGUUGAAGGCAUUGUGAAGCUCCAAGAGAGUGCGGUCAAGUCUAUCACAGAGGAAAUAUCAAAGGUAUUCUACAGAACUACAAAUGAAGUU